AUGACCCUCGGCGCCGUCGCCUUCGCCAUCGCCCUCUUCUGGAUCCUCCUCCACGCCAUCGCCCGUCGCAGCGCCAGCACGAGUUCGGGAACCUUCCUACCCCGCCCCCUCACUUCCUCCCGACCCCGCCUCCGCAGCCACGGACGCCCCACCACCCUCUUCCACACACCCACCACCCGCCUCACGCUUUCCGCCCUUGCACUCACGCUAGAAUCUACGGCUCUCAAUGCCCCGCAUGACACCCUCGCUGCCCGCCUCACCCGCAGACGCCAUGCCCCGCUCCGCCGAGCCCUCCUUGUGUUCUAUGACGCUGGGACCGCACUCGGCGCACUCGGAAUGGCCGCAUCACUCGCUUUGUUGGUGUGGACACUCUGGCAGCUCUCGCAGGUGCUCUUCUACGCGUCACCGGUUCCUAGUGAUGUGGCGGCGCCCGCCUUGGCAUCCGCUACUGCCGCACACGCGAAACGGACGUUCGAGGACGCCAUCAUACCCGCGAACAGUGUCAUAGCAAGCGAUGGCAUUCAGCUGAAGCUACUCAUUCCAGGCGUGACCGUCCCGCUUAGCCACCUCCUGCCUCUUCUCACUGCUCUCUUUCUCUCCCAAGCGAUACAUGAAGGCGGCCAUGCCCUCUCUGCAGCCCUCGACUCUGUCCCCCUCAGCGCGCUCGGUGCUUCCCUCAACCUCUUUCUCCCAGCCUUCUUCGUCGCUCUCCCAUCUUCCUCCCUUCAAACCCUCCCUGCGCGCCCGCGCGCCCGCAUCGCAGCCGCCGGCGCGCUCCAUAAUCUCGCGCUCUACGUCCUGCUCAUCGCACUCGCGCGGCUUGGUGUCGGCUCAGCCGCGCUUUGGACAAUAGGGUACGAGAACGUAGGGGACACGGGGCGCGUGGUUGUUUCUGUCGACGAGGACUCUCCGCUUGCACCCCACAUCCCUCUAGGCGCGCUUAUCACUGCGCUCGACGACAUCCCCCUUGGUAUGAGCACUGAUACCAGUGCGAGCCACCUCUCCGCAUAUACCGCCAGCCAAUAUGCAGACCUAUGGGAUGCCUAUCUCACCGCGUCUGAUCACCCGCCAGGCUUUGACCCUGGCACCGACGCGGGCUGGGGCUGGUGCAUACCCGAAUCCUGGUUCCUCUCUCAAGCAUCCACCUGCUGCGCCCCACCCGCGUCCCUGUCCUUCCCCUCCCUCGUCUGCUUCGUCCCCGCUUCCGCUCGUACCCCCUCGCCCUUAUCCCCCGCCUCCACAUCCAUUGACCCUCCUGGCUCGCACUGCCUGAACCCCGUCCCUCUCCUCCACCCCACGACCCCACGCUGCGCCCCACGCCAAAGCUCUCACCAGAGUCCACAACCCUCCACAUCCCAGACAUGUCCUGACCCGUCCGAUAUCUGCGUCCGCCCUCGCACAGACGCGUUCCUCCUCCGCAUCACGCUCCUCGACACCGACCACAGCCCUCGCGCCGACUCUGACCCCAAUUCCGACGCGUCCACAUCCGCCUCCGCGACCGCCAAAACUAUCGGCCACGAACACAGACGCGCACACGAACGUGUCGUACUCUGGCGUGGUCCCAAACUCGAAGUAUGGGAACAAGUGCAAGUAUCCAUGCUCCGCCCACGCUGGACAUGGACAUGGACGUUCCUCCCAUUCCUUCUCACCCUCCCAUCAACUACUACUACCUUUUUCUCGUAUCUCAAAACCCUCACGCUCUCCCUCUUUCUCUUUAACCUGCUCCCCCUUCCCCGACUCGACGGCUCCCCACUGCUCGACGCUCUCUUCGAGCUCGAGCUCGGGCCGAGCCCUCGGUCCUCCGCUUUGUCUCCGUCAUCAUUCCGGACGCGAGAUGCAUCAGAGCUGGAGGAAAUGGAAUUGGGCUUGAGCUUUCAGCCAACGGAAGGAAGCGAGAUGGGUCAAAAUUUGGGGCACAAGCACGCGCCUUGGAAAGAAAGAGCAAAGAGGAUCGUCCGGGGCGUCACUGCAAGUUUGGUCGGCUCGUGCGCGCUGCUUGGAAUCGGGGUGGCAAUGAAGACGGCGUGGACUUGA
Molecule: messenger RNA, 2034 nt
Organism: Heterobasidion irregulare TC 32-1
Lineage: Eukaryota; Fungi; Basidiomycota; Agaricomycetes; Russulales; Bondarzewiaceae
Product: Metallo peptidase M50B
Exons: 7
Coding region: 1-2034 (677 amino acids)
Biological process (GO): regulation of response to endoplasmic reticulum stress; membrane protein intracellular domain proteolysis
Cellular component (GO): cytoplasm; membrane
Molecular function (GO): metalloendopeptidase activity
Source: RefSeq, a predicted model, not a curated record